GCCGGCCUCGCACGGAUGAAGACGUGUGUCCCGCUCGCAAAAAUAACACGAAAAUAUAUAUAAAAUUAGUGAUGUAGUUGGUGCAUACUUUCAUAUAUUUUUAGUUGCCAAUCUAUUUAAGUAGAUUGGCAAUUUCAAUUUCAAGUAAAGUAGGUAUGUUGUGAAAAACAGUAUUUAUGAUUAUGUAAAGAAGUGAUGUCAAUAUUAAUUUAAACACACAAAUUCAAUACAAAUACACUCAUUUGCAUAAAUAUUAUAUAGUAGUGGACCUAUAGUGCGCCUUGUGGUACCCCUAAACUAUCAGCAUGGCAUCCUCGAACGGUAGGGAGAGUGCGAAAGUGACCGCUUCGAUGGAUAGUUUAAAAGUUUCGAGUAAGCACACAUCGAAACAUGCUUCAUCAGAAUCAGUGCUGUCGAAGAAGGAUAAGGAAUGCUUGCAGAUGCAAGAGUGUAAGAAGAAGCUAUUGGCGAUGGAGCCGCAGAUUAUAAUCCGAGAUGAGAACGUUGUGUUACGGUCACCGCCGCAGAAGAAGAUCGUGAUGCCGCCGCAAAUUAAUCCAGAGGAGCUAGCAGCGGCCACUCCCACGCAAAGAAACUGGCGCGGCAUCCUCAUCGCGCUCCUGGUGAUAGCAGCGGUGCUUGGGCUGAUCGUCUUCAGCAUAGCACUGCUCACCCCUGCGGGGGAUGACGGCCGCGGGAGGGGCAGGCGGCCGACCCUCGCGGAUGUGCUGGUGGACCAUUACACGCCGUUCAAUGGGACUUGGCUAUCUGAUGAGGAGCUGGUGUUCAGGGACAGGUGGGGCGGGCUGACGCUGUUCAACGUAAAGAACUUUACCACCAGGUUGCUUAUGAACAACUCUACAUUCAGGGAGCUAAACGCAGUGGACUUCAAGGUGUCAGCCGACCUGAAGUUCGUGCUCCUAAUAUCAGAUGUGAGGCCGGGCUGGAGGCACGCGCGACUCGCCAGAUACCACGUGUACGAUGUUAUCACAAGAAAUCGUAUCCCAGUGUCCCCCAUAGAGGACGACAGGUCUGCUCCCCUCCUGCAGUACGCGGAGUGGGCCCCAGUGGGCUCCGGUUUGGUGUUCGUUCACGAUAAUGACAUCUACUACAAGCCGAAAGUGCUGAAGGCACUGGUUUGUAGGAUAACUAGCAAUGGGGUACCUGGUGUUAUCUUCAACGGAGUACCGGACUUCCUGUAUGAGACCGAGGUCCUCCGGCUGGACCGCGCCCUCUGGUUCAGCAGUGACGGCCAGACCCUCAUGUACGUGACGUACAAUGACACCCUGGUGCCGGAGUAUAAAUACCCAUGGUAUGGGUUUGACCAGCCGGAACCGCCGCCCUACCCGGUUAUACGAACCUUGCGGUAUCCACAGGUGAACACAAACAACCCGGUAGCGACGGUGUAUGUGGUUAGCCUGAGGACACCCAAGUUCCUGUUCCCACACGCUAUACAAUUCUCCUCCCAAAUUGAUAAAGGAUGGUACGUCCGCUGGUCUAGCUGGAUAUCGGAGCGGCAGAUCGGCGUGCUGUUGCUGAACCGGCCGCAGAACGUCUCCAUCAUCAGCAUCUGCAGCGCCGUGCAUUAUAACUGCCAGGAUAUUUACCGCGACGAGACAGACGGGACGCGCUGGUCCGGCCUCGGCUCUGAGCCGUCAGACGAGGAGUGCGGCUGGUGCGGCGGCGGCGCGCUCAUCGGCGGCACCAGCGGCACCAGCGGCUCCAGCGGCUCCAGCGGCGUGUUCACCACCGCGCCCGUCACUGACCAUGGCGGCCUGUGGAGACACGCGGUGCACCUCACACAAGAUACGAGAACCACGCUUACGCAGGGCAGCUUCGAAAUCACGCAGCUGGUCGGCUGGGAUGAGAGGAGGAGGUUUUUGUACGUGCUUGGCACGGCGGAGGAGCGCGCGGGCGACCGGCACCUGUACCGCGUGUUGGUGCCGCGAGACGGUUGGCCCGCCGCGCCCGCCUGCCUCACCUGCGGCCCGCCGCCGCUCGCCGCGCCGCCCACGGACGCGCCGGUAACAGAAUACGACAACGUGACGUCAUCGUUCCCAUCAUGGCCGACGUCGACGGUGUUGCCGCACGUGUCGGAUGAGAACGACUCGCUGCCCACUGAGUGUCUUUACAAUAGAGUGAUGUUUAGCAAGAACUUCUCAUAUUAUGUGCAGGAGUGCUUGGGUCCUGGACCGCCAGCAACGUUCCUGUGCAGCGCGCUGGGUACAGCCGGCGCGGGCGUGGCGGGCGGGGCCGGCGCGCGCCUCGCCGUGCUGCACGACGGCGCGCCGCUGCGGCAGCACGUCGCCUCGCUGGCGGCGCCGCACGCCAAGGUGUUCCGUGUUGAGGUGCAAGCGCACCGCGAGGCUCGCGUGCGGCUGCUGCUACCACCCGGCCUGCGGGAGACCGACGACCUGCCGCUGCCUCUAGUUUUACAUGUUUCAGCGGAACCGGGCGGGCAGCUGGUGACGUCACGGUGGCGCGCGGGCUGGGGCUGGUACCUCGCCGCGGCGCGCAACUUCAUUGUCGCAGAGAUUGACGCGCGCGGCUCCGGCGGACAGGGUGAAGAGUUACGCACGGAAAUCUAUCAAAAACUACUUUCAGUGGACGUAGAAGAUCAAAUAGCCGUUUUAUCGUACCUCCGCGACAACCUGAAGAUGGUGGACGGCACGCGGGUGGGCGCGUGGGGCGCGGGCUACGGCGCCGCCGCCGCGCACGCGCUCGCCGCCGGCGACGCGCGCAACCUCACGCGCUGCCUCGCGCUGCUGGCACCGCUCGCCGACCUGCGCCACCACAACUCGUUCUGGACGGAGCGGUACGGCGGCGGGGCGAGCGGCGCGGGCGCGGUGUGGCGGCGCGCCGGCAACCUGCCGCCGCGGCGCGUGCUGCUCGCGCACGCGGGCGCCGACACGCGCGCUCCGCCGCAUCAUGCGCUCGCGCUUGCGCACGCGCUCGUCCGCGCACAAGCGCUCUACACGCAUCACGUUUACCCGGACGAAGGGCACAACUUCGAGAAGUCCAAGCUCCACCUCCAUAGGACCAUGGAGCAGUUUUUUGACGAGUGCUUCGGACCGGUCGAGCUCGCCGAUUGGGACGCGGGAGUAGAGGGUCUAUUCCCUUUCAGGGACUAAUGUGGACAAUGCAAUAAACUCCUAAUGCUGGAUGCAAUAAAUUUGUUUUGUAAAUAACAGUACGAUAGGCGGAAAGUACAAAAUGGAAAAACUUUUCCAUUGCAAUAUUAAUGAAUAGCCUCAUGUUAAAUUUCUGGAUGGAUCUGAUUGAAAAAAAUGUUUGAAACGAAACAUAUUACAUAAAAACUGGAUGUUGAACACGAUAUUUCCAUGCAAUAUUACAUAUUUCAAUCUAGAAACGGAAUGGAAUAAACAAAUUAUUUGUCUAUAUUAUUCCCGGACAUUUCACAAUAAUGUAGUCGUAAACAAAUCAAAUCUGAAACUUGAACGAAUUAAGACAAUGUUACCGAUGCAAAAAAAUAAUGAUUUAUAAUGCAUUCAAUUAUCAAUGCCUAUUUUAUACAUAUUCCCGGACAAUGCAAGACUCAAUCGAUCACACUCUAAGAAAAUCGUGAAAAUCGAGAUAUUUUUUAUCGCUGAUAAUACAUAUAGUACUUAAUACGGAAAAUGAUAACAAGUUAGAAAAAUUGUUCCCCGCUAAAAUCUCUUCUUUUUUUUUAAUGACAUAUUGAAUGAUGAUAUUUGCCUGCCAUGCCCUUAAAGGAAAAUCGAUCACUUCCUUGUGUGGAAUGGGAACAUGCAUUUAAUAUUUAUUACAUUUUCCACAUCCUACAUAAGACGAAAUAAUUAGAAAAUUGAACUAUCAAUUCAUAUCCGAAAAUUUUAAUCUAUUUUAUGGCUGGCAACAUUCACAACCAUUUAAAGUCGUUUUCGACUAAAGGACUUAUCUAUCCAUGAUCAUAAAGUAAAUGAAAAAAAUAUAUGUAUCAUUCUAUGAAUACAUAAUCCGAUAUAUAUAUAGAUAUAGUAAUUAAUAAACUAAUCAAGUAAUUUCUAAAAUAUAAAAUUGAACACACUCAAAUAUACAUUUUCAUCACAAGAAUUUCAAUCGAUUGACGUUCUUGGGAGUUGUGAUUUCAUUCCAUCUUGGAAUCUGGAGUAGUACCUCCCUGUCAAGGACCUAUUCUGUAGAAAAUAACUUUUUAUGACAUGCGAAUAAUGCCCGAAACUAAUAUAUUUCGUAGUCCCCACACAGAAAAAGAUAAUCAUCUUAGAUAAUUAAAAAAAUAUCAAAAAUGAUAUAAAAAUUAACACAAUAUUUAUAAGAAUGGACCGUAUUUGCAGAUUGUCUGUUUGUCAUUAAUUGUUGUAGAGUUUGUCAUAGCGAAUUAAAAAUAUAUUAAAGAAGAAUGAAGAUCAAUGAAGGUCUUCGAUGUAAUUCAUUCAAAAGUAUUUUGUGAUCACUGCACCAGACUCAUUUACAAUAUUUAUAAUAGAUUAUUAUAAAAUAAUGGUGCAUAUUUAUUAUAUUUGUUAUACAUAAGCCUAAAUACAUAUUUUAUUAGAUAAAUUAAUUGUAAAACAAUUGAGAUGUGGAUUUGAAUGUUUUACCUUGAUGUAUUACCUAUUGUUAGUUAUAAA
Zerene cesonia (dogface butterfly) is the source of this 4613-nucleotide messenger RNA. Its product is annotated as inactive dipeptidyl peptidase 10. Gene Ontology annotation, biological process: proteolysis. Gene Ontology annotation, molecular function: serine-type peptidase activity; dipeptidyl-peptidase activity. The transcript is spliced from 19 exons. Bases 306 to 3131 code for a protein of 941 amino acids. The record is from RefSeq and is a predicted model, not a curated record. NCBI's taxonomy places the organism in Eukaryota, Metazoa, Arthropoda, Insecta, Lepidoptera, Pieridae.